Messenger RNA from Cheilinus undulatus (humphead wrasse), 3533 nucleotides. It is a transcript of the gene hspa4a, whose product is annotated as heat shock protein 4a. Lineage: Eukaryota; Metazoa; Chordata; Actinopteri; Labriformes; Labridae. Gene Ontology annotation, molecular function: ATP-dependent protein folding chaperone; ATP binding. The coding region runs from base 205 to 2721 and encodes 838 amino acids. The record is from RefSeq and is a predicted model, not a curated record. Gene Ontology annotation, cellular component: nucleus; cytosol. Gene Ontology annotation, biological process: protein folding. The transcript is spliced from 19 exons.
GCUGCAGCUUGCCAGCACAGAUCAGAGACACCGGUAAUAAUCAGCGGUGUGUGGAUUAUGACUUGAAGAAACCCUACUAAACACGGCGCAACAGAGCUGCUCUAUUGACUAACACUAUUCUUAAAAAGAAUCCGUGUAUUUGGUUACUUUUAUAAGUGAAACUGUUGAAAACGUUUUUGCCAGAAGACAUUCGUAUUGCUGAAGAUGUCAGUGGUGGGAUUUGACUUGGGUUUCCAAAGCUGCUAUGUAGCGGUAGCCCGAGCCGGUGGAAUUGAAACAGUUGCCAACGAGUACAGCGACAGAUGCACACCGUCAUUUGUAUCAUUUGGACCAAGAAACCGAGCUAUUGGAGCAGCCGCCAAAAGCCAGGUGGUGACCAACUGUCGGAACACAGUGCAGGGUUUUAAGCGAUUUCAUGGCAGGGCAUUUUCAGACCCAUACGUCCAGUCAGCCAAGACUAACUUGGUGUACGAUCUGGCACAGAUGCCCUCUGGAUCCACUGGUAUAAAAGUGAUGUACAUGGAGGAGGAGCGAGUGUUCAGCAUUGAGCAGGUCACUGGCAUGCUGCUGACCAAGCUUAAGGAGACUGCUGAAAGUGCACUGAAAAAACCCGUUGCAGACUGUGUCAUCUCGGUCCCGAGUUAUUUCACUGAUGCUGAGAGAAGAUCUGUCAUGGAUGCAGCUCAGAUCGCAGGCCUCAACUGUCUACGGCUAAUGAAUGAAAACACUGCAGUGACUCUUGCAUAUGGCAUCUACAAGCAGGACCUGCCAGCUCCAGAAGAGAAGCCCAGGACAGUGGUGUUUGUAGAUGUGGGACACUCAGGUUACCAGGUGUCAGUUUGUGCCUUUAACAAGGGAAAGCUCAAGAUCCUCGCUACAGCGUUCGAUUCAGAACUUGGUGGGAAGGACUUUGACGACAUCCUGGUCAGCCACUUCUGCGAAGAGUUUAAAAAGAAGUACAAGUUGGAUGUCAAGUCUAAACCCAGGGCGCUUGGCCGACUCUACCAAGAGUGCGAAAAGCUCAAAAAGCUGAUGAGCGCCAACUCCUCAGACCUGCCCCUCAACAUUGAGUGCUUCAUGAAUGACAUAGAUGUUUCUGGUAAACUUAAUAGAGGACAAUUUGAGGAGAUGUGCGCGGGGCUGUUGGCCAAAGUCGAGGGUCCCCUUCGCAGUGUCAUGGAACAAGCCAAGCUGAAAAAGGAGGACAUCUAUGCUGUGGAGAUUGUUGGAGGAGCCUCUAGAAUCCCUGCCAUCAAAGAGCGAAUCAGCAAAUUCUUCGGCAAAGAGCUGAGCACCACUCUCAAUGCAGACGAGGCUGUGGCCAGAGGCUGCGCUCUGCAGUGUGCAAUCCUGUCACCAGCAUUCAAAGUCAGAGAGUUCUCGAUCACAGAUGUUGUCCCUUACCCCAUCUCCCUAAAAUGGAACUCAGCUGCAGAGGAGGGACUGAGUGAUUGUGAGGUAUUCCCAAAGAACCAUGCUGCUCCCUUCUCCAAAGUUUUGACCUUCUUCCGUAAGGAGCCCUUCAACCUUGAAGCUUACUACAACAACCCGAAGGAGCUGCCUUACCCCAGCAGCACAAUAGGCCAAUUUAUGGUCCAGAAUGUGGUUCCUCAGACAUCUGGGGAGAGUGCAAAGGUGAAGGUGAAAGUGCGGGUCAAUGUUCAUGGCAUCUUCAGCGUGUCAGGCGCCUCACUCGUUGAGGUCUUGAAAACAGCAGAAGGAGAGGAGCCAAUGGAGACAGACCAAACAGCAAAGGAAGAGGAGAACAAAAUGCAGGUGGACCAGGAGGAUCAGAAACUUCAGGCUGGAGACAACGGAGACAAGAAAUCAGAGACGGAGGAGAUGGAGACAACAGCAGAGGACACCAAUAAGGAGAAGAAGAAUGAUCAGCCCCCUCAAGCAAAGAAGCCCAAAGUGAAAACGAAGACGGUCGAGCUGCCCAUAGAGAGCAAUUUGCACUGGCAGCUGUCCAAUGACACACUAAAUAUGUUUGUGGAGAAUGAGGGUAAGAUGAUCAUGCAGGACAAGCUAGAAAAAGAGAGGAAUGAUGCAAAGAACAACGUUGAAGAGUAUGUGUACGAGAUGAGGGAUAAACUGCACGGCGCUCUGGAAAAGUUUGUGAAUGAGGCUGAUCGUGACACCUUCUCAUUAAAACUGGAGGACACAGAAAACUGGCUGUAUGAAGAUGGAGAGGACCAACAGAAACAAGUUUACAUUGACAAACUGGCUGAACUGAAGAAAAUUGGCCAGCCUAUUUUUGAAAGGUACACUGAAUCCCAGGAGCGGCCAAAGGCAUUUGAGGAGCUUGGCAGACAGAUCCAGAUGUUCAUGAAGAUCAUUGAAGCUUACAAAGCAAAGGAAGAGCAGUACAACCACCUUGAUGAGCUGGAGGUGACUCGGGUGGACAAGCAGGUGAACGACGCGAUGGUGUGGAUGAAUGGGAAGAUGAACCAGCAGAAUAAUCAGGACCUCACUGUUGACCCUGUGGUCAAAGUUGCAGAGAUCAAGGCCAAGACUAAGGAGCUUUAUUCAGCCUGCAACCCUGUGUUGUCCAAACCCAAGCCCAAAGUAGAGCCCCCCAAAGAGGAGAAGACCGAGAAUGGGCCAGUGAAUGGGCAGGAUGGAACAGAGAAUCAGCCAUGUAACCCAGACAAAGCCACAUCAGCAGGCACAGAACAGGGAACAGCAGAGAACAAGCUCCCUGAAAUGGACAUUGACUAACUGUUAGAGCUUGGGCCUAUAAGUUUCCCCUCUGUUUGUCCUGCUACUUGCUCUUUCAGUCUUUCAAUUCUGUUGUUCUUCUCUUCAACAUGCAGUAGCCGCUCUCUAGAAGACACAGACAACAGACUGCAACCCCUCUCAAUAGAAUUCCUCCAUCAGCCUUCUUGGCAUGUCAUUUCACAAUUUUUCCUGACAAAAACAAAAUUUUGCUUAAUAUUGAUAUUGAAUGGACAAUUUUAUGACGCUGUGAGCUUGGGAUGGAAACCUCUUACUUUAUUGCUUUGAUGGCCCUUAUGUUAAAGAUUGUUUUGUUCAGCUUCCUCUGAGCAUAUUUAAGAAUGUCAGAUUUGAAGAAUUGUAAGCAAAGUGGCUGUGCAGAAGAUAAUUGGUAAUAUACGCAGGAUUCAUGAAAAUGUAAAAUAUUGCAGUAUGUCUAAAGAGAUAACAGAUACAUUUUAACAUGUAAACAAACAUGGGUGGAUCCAAAUAGUAAAAGAAAUUAAGUGCAGUUUUUUUCACUAUACUACAGAUAAUUGUAACUGCUGGAUUAUAAUGUUUGAGUUGAAGAGGACAGAAACAGUUUUUGUUGAGUUUACUGUUUGUUAAAGCUAGGUACUGCAACUUAAUGUCAUGCAUUUCAUUGUCUGGCUUUGCUCAUUCAAAAGCAAUGCUCUGUCAGUUGUUCUCUGGUAGCCUUGUAUUGUGUUUUUUUCUACUUAACGGUGUAAAUGCUGGUCCAACAAAAUGCCUUCUGGGUGCUGCUGUUGCCACAUCACCAUAAAAAAGCAAAAAUAAAUCUUGUCUAAAAAGAA